This is a messenger RNA of Pyricularia oryzae 70-15, 4160 nucleotides long. RefSeq names its product M-phase inducer phosphatase. Gene Ontology annotation, cellular component: nucleus; cytoplasm. Gene Ontology annotation, biological process: positive regulation of G2/M transition of mitotic cell cycle; protein dephosphorylation; positive regulation of G2/MI transition of meiotic cell cycle. The coding region runs from base 874 to 2583 and encodes 569 amino acids. NCBI's taxonomy places the organism in Eukaryota, Fungi, Ascomycota, Sordariomycetes, Magnaporthales, Pyriculariaceae. Gene Ontology annotation, molecular function: protein tyrosine phosphatase activity. The record is from RefSeq and is a predicted model, not a curated record. The transcript is spliced from 3 exons.
CGGACGGGACGGUCGGUUGCUUUAAUUGCCCUGCCUUUCUUUGCAUUUUGGUACAGCCCACCGGUUUGAUCUACACCAGACUUCUCCGGAAACAAAUCCUCGUCGUUGCUCUUGUCGUCGAGGUUCGUCUUCCCCAGAGUUGGCAAAAUCUAACCAGGCUUCGGUGUUACCCGCAAAAAAGGAGCCAGCAGCAGCCAACAGCGAGCCUGCACCUUACUUGCAUAAAGCAUUUCAUGCUUUGCAUUUAAAAGGUCUAGCUUUAGCCAGUCACGACCCCCAGUCCAGCAGCGACAAUAGCAGCAGCAGCAGCAGCAGCGACAGCAUCCCUCUGCAUCGCCCCGCCGCCUACCGAGCUUGCUACCAGGAAAAAGAAUUGAGCUUCGUUUCGACGUCUCUUUCUCCUAGACGGCUUUCACCUACCCCGGCCUUCAUCCCUCAACCACCAACUUCUCGGCAAUCCCACCCCUGGUUUGGACGAAUUGAUGCCUGCUUGUCGACACUUGGAGCUAUAACGUGCAAUCCAGCACGGUUUUCGGUGCUGGUUCUCGGCCCCCAAACCUCCGGAUUCGGUUCUAGAUAAAACUCAGCCUCCUGUCGAUACCAUCCCUCGCGUCAACACCACCGUUUUGGUCUCUUUCGUGCUUGCACAUGCUGACCCGGCAAUCCACACAACAUUCCCCGUACUGUGAUCGCAGGCCGGCACGGCACGUCCGAUUAAUUCUUAUAUCCUCCUAGUUGCCGCAUUAGCUUGCUGCAGCAUCCAUUGUGCAAGAGGAAGAUCUUGAAGAGCAGGACCAAUUGAGCUCACAGGACCGAAACACGAUACCGAACCAGCUCCAACCUAACACCUUACUCGCAUAACCACCCGUAAUCAUGGAGGACUCAUCACCAUUGGCGGCAAUUCGCCGUCCCACACACCUCUUUGGCGACAGGCUCGGCGGCUACAGGACAAACAUUGGCCACUACUCUCCGGAUAGCAAACCUAGGGCCUUCAACCUGCGAGAGCAAUUGGGCAUCCACAACUCAAAGAAGGCUUACCUUCAAGAUGACUUCAGUCGGGGUUCAUCGCCCAGCAUCUGCCUUGCAGCUGACUUGGGACAGAACUUCCGUAUUGACCAGGACAGCAGCCCCAAGUUCCCCACGCCGAGGAGAGCUCUCUUCACCUCAAUGAACAUGGGCGAUAUGGGCAUGCGUGACUGCACAUCGGCACCGCCGCUAAUGUCAUCCCCGACGCCUGGUGGUCUGAUGGAGAUGAUGGAUAUUUCGCCCCUCCCACACAAGCUGCCUGCCACAUCCUCGUUGAUUUGUGAAUCACAGGUAGAGUCUCCAGUACUCAUGGACGACACGGAGAGCAACGCUUCCUCAGAAAAGACCGAGGACGAGUCCGCUUCAAUUGAGCCCUCACUUCCCCAGCCCACAACAGCUGAACUGCCGAGGCCAUUGGCUGCUGAACGUCGCAGGAUUGCUCUGAGGAGACCAUCUCUCUCCCGAGCCAAGGGUUACUCUACAAGUGCCCUGUUGACUCGUGGUCAGCCAGACAACCAACUCCCUCCCUUCCGUUUUGGUGGCAACCCCAGCUUGUCGAGGGAAAGCUCAUCACUCAGCUUAAGCGAAUGCUUCCAGAACUCUCCCACUCCUGAGAAGAGGCCGUCCACCGCAAACAGCCCGAUCGCCAACGUGCCAGGACCGCUCCGCGUGCGUACUCAGUUUUCUAGCCUCAAUGGUAGCAGCGCAUCCCGCACAGGAUCGCCCAUCUCAAGCCACUCACGGCGGCCCUCGAACCCAUUCAUGCGGCCACGUAAGCAGUACCGCCGCUCGUUGAGCAUGUUCGAGAACUCGGGGGAGGUGAUGAAGCCCAAGCAGGAGGAGCCGCCAGCAGCCCCUGCUCUCUCGUCUGUGAUGGAUAUUGAGGAGCCCGCCGAGCCCAUCCUGCCCCAUUUCUUUCCCGAAGGAGAGAGCGACAACAUUCCUCGCAUAAAACGCCAGACAUUGUUGGACGUUCUCGAUGGACAGUACAACGAGCGAUACGAUAACAAGCUCAUCAUCGACUGCCGCUUCGAGUACGAGUACGAUGGUGGCCACAUCGACGGCGCCAUCAACUACAACGACAAGGACCUUCUUGUUACCCACCUCCUCCGAACCCCGAUGGAAGGCCGUACCCUCAUCGUCUUCCACUGCGAGUACUCUGCUCACCGUGCCCCGCUGAUGGCCCGUCACGUGCGCGCCGAGGACCGCAGUGCCAACGCUGAGCACUAUCCCCGCCUCACAUACCCCGAGAUCUACAUCCUCGAGGGCGGCUACAGUGGAUUCUUCGAGGAGCACCGCGACAGGUGUUAUCCCCAGGCCUACGUCGAGAUGGGUGCCGCCGAGCACGCCUUCACGUGUGAGCGUGAGAUGGGCCGCCUGCGCCAGAACCGCAAGGGGCUCUCUCGCGCCGCAACCUAUGCGUUCGGCACUGGCAUUCAAGAUUCACCUACCGCUCCGGGGCGCUCCACCUGCCAGGAUUCACCAAUGUCGAUGCUUGGUGCCUCUCCUAUCCUUGGCAGUGAUCGAUUCCAUGGUAGGAGAAUGGCAUCGUACUGAGGACGGACCUCAACUAUUCAAAAACCCACAGCACAUACUACAUACCACCCGUGAUAUACACCAACAAUCCGUUGGGCUAAUCUGUAUAUGCAACAUGUCACAGGCUUCUGCCGCCGUCGACGAUAUCUCCGUUCCAGAUGCUCGUCCACGAUCGGCCCUACACCUCUUCCGUCGAGGUCAACCAAUUCCGGUCUGCAUUUUGUCAAGUCGUUUGCUUAUGCAUUUUUGGCCUGCUGCAACCCACACUUUCUUCAUACCCUUUUAACUUCCGGCCGGCAACCUGCGCUUUAUCCAUCAGUCGCAGCUUUUCUUCAGCUAUCUUCUCGUUCGUCGCAUUGGCGUAGCAUUUGCAUUGGGACUUUUCGUUUUUCACCCACCGCCAGAUGACCCUUGGAUCCGGCAUCUGGGCGAUCACACUGCGAUCACUGUGAGCUUUGGUUCUCCCUUAGUCACGACUUAGAUUUGCAAACCACCACACCUGCAUCUGUAUUUUUGUGCGACGCAUCAAACAUCAGCGGAUCGGAGCAUGUUUGACCGUGCCCUCCUUUAUACGGCAAACCUCCGACCGUCAGGCAUCAUCAGCGUAAUGCCUGCCUUUCAUCAACUUUACAACCGCCUGUCGCUUGUUCUACCGCUCUGCUUUGCGACUGCAGUUCCUUCCUUGUAGGCCGACGAGUAGCUCGUCACCUAUUUGGCUGAUGUCUCUCGAACACGAAUGACGGGCAUGUUGAUUCGAUUAGGAUCCCAAGUUCUGCUGCAACUUGAUCUCCUGCGUCGGACCACUUGUCUCCUUGAAACAGGAGGCCAUGCCGACUGCAUCUCGGCCGGCCACCUCGGUCAAGGAUCUGACCUCAACCGCAUUUUAUUCAGCCCACCCGGUUUUCGGGAUUUCGGUAACUCAUCGACACAUUGGCGGCUUCUCCUUGCUACGAAUGCAAUUUGCAUCGUCUCUCGGCUCAAUCAAACUCUUGAUUGCGCUUCUUCUCGAAACAUAUUUAAAUACCCACCAAGACAUGGCGAUUGCCAUCUUCCAUGUCCUGCCUACUUGUUCAAACUGUCUGUCGGUUCAAAAGACGUGGGCCGAGGCGUUUAAUCACCUCGGACACGCAAUUUCUUGUACAAAUAUUAUUUGCUCCUAUUUGAUUUUAUGUUCGGGGAAAACAUAAUAGUGGCUGAGUGCGAGGAGUAUAAGAGAAACGGAGGGACGAAAUACAACAGACAGAUUGAUCACAAGAAGGGAGCAUGGGGGAUGAAGAAGCAACCGGAUUUUCUUUUACCUGUCACAUAAGUCAUUCUCUAUUCUUCCAGUCUCUGCAUCAUCGGGGGGAGCGUUCUCAUUUCAUUUUCUCUGGUUUUUCUUUUUCUCAUCUUCGGCCUGGUCCAAAAUACCCCUCGGGAAAAGUUCGUCAGUCUGGUCACUACCGAUGGAAUUUCGGAGGACCAAUCCAUCACAAAGAAAUCGAGACAAGGGUUGGAUGGAGGAAACGUUUUGACCUACCAUACCACUCGGUCCGAUCAACGCCACAACAAAAAAAAAACAAAAAAAAAGAUAUAACAUGAACAACACCAAAAAAAUG